AUGCUUGGCCAAGUUACUUUUGGUUGGAUAGACAAGCGUUGCAAACAAGCAACUGGUUCUAAUGACAAAGUAUUUGGAGGAAAAUCGUUAAUUUUAACUGGUGAUCCAGGUCAAUUGCCACCAGUAGCAGAUAAACCUCUUUACCAUGCUAAACCAUCAAACGCUGUUGGUGAACAAGGUCAUCAAGCAUAUCAUAUGUUUGACAAAGUUGUUAAACUCACUGUAAAUCAACGUGUGCAAGGUAUGACAUCUGAGCAAGUACAGUUCAGAGAUUUGUUAUUACGACUUCGCAAAGGUGAUUCAACAGUUGAUGACUGGAAAUUACUUCUGACACGUCAACCAUCGAAUGUCACUAAUCUAUGUGACUUUGAAGAUUCUACUAGACUUUUUUAUAGUAAUGAACAAGUUGCUAAUUACAACCAUGAGCAGCUAACAAAACUUGAGCAUCCAAUUGCUCACAUUAAUGCACGCCAUUCAUCAGCAUUUGCCAAAAAGAUAUCCUCAGAUGAUAUGUCUGGGUUAGAACCUGUUGUGUUUCUGGCAAAAUGUGCUAGGGUCAUGUUAACCAUGAAUUUGUGGUCAAGUGUUGGUCUCUGUAAUGGGGCUACUGGGACAGUUGUUGAUAUUAUCUAUCAGAACAACCAUCAACCACCUGACUUACCUAUUGCAGUAAUAGUAGAAUUUGAAAACUAUAGAGGACCUGUUUUUAAUGAAAACCAACCAUUGUGUAUCCCAAUAUAUCCAAUUACUCUCACAUCACAGACAGAAAUAGGUUUCCAUGAGAGGCAACAGUUACCUCUUAGGCUUGCGUGGGCUCUAACAAUACACAAGAGCCAAGGACUUACACUUCCAAAAGCAUGGAUAGAUAUUAGCAAAUCUGAAAGAACUGCUGGAGUUUCGUAUGUUGCUAUUAGCAGAAUAAAAUCACUUGCAUCUUGUGUCAUUGAGCCAAUGACGUAUGAACGAUUAACGAGCUUGAAAUCAUCAGCUAACUUACAAUAUAGGCUUGAAGAAGAAAACAGGCUAGAUCGGUUAGCACAAACUACUAGCAGUGCAGUUACUAUUGAAUAA
Messenger RNA from Paramuricea clavata, 1071 nucleotides. The record is from the annotation of a GenBank genome assembly. Lineage: Eukaryota; Metazoa; Cnidaria; Anthozoa; Malacalcyonacea; Plexauridae.